This is a messenger RNA of Salvelinus fontinalis (brook trout), 4313 nucleotides long. Its product is annotated as transcription factor p65-like. The transcript has 11 exons. Gene Ontology annotation, biological process: response to cytokine; non-canonical NF-kappaB signal transduction; regulation of transcription by RNA polymerase II. Gene Ontology annotation, molecular function: DNA-binding transcription factor activity, RNA polymerase II-specific; RNA polymerase II cis-regulatory region sequence-specific DNA binding. Gene Ontology annotation, cellular component: cytoplasm. NCBI's taxonomy places the organism in Eukaryota, Metazoa, Chordata, Actinopteri, Salmoniformes, Salmonidae. The record is from RefSeq and is a predicted model, not a curated record. Bases 158 to 1957 code for a protein of 599 amino acids.
UAGGGGGUGGUGGCAAGUUACAUUGGAGACUUCAAGGCGGAGGUGGCUAAAGAGCGAUCUGUCACGACAAGUUUACAAAUUUACCUGUUUUCAAGGGACAAACACCCUAGGGGAAAGGCUAUUCCAAUAACCAACGUGGCAGAAGUAGAAGUCGGAAAUGGAUGGAAUGUAUGGAUGGGGACAGCCCCCUUUGAAACAAGGGAAUUCUUUCAUAGAGAUCAUUGAGCAGCCCAAGCCGAGAGGCAUGAGGUUCAGGUACAAGUGUGAGGGGCGCUCGGCGGGCAGCAUCCCGGGAGAGAAGAGCAACGAUACCACCAAGACACACCCUGCCAUCAAGGUGCACAACUACAAUGGUCCCCUGCGUGUCCGUGUCUCCUUGGUGACCAAGAACCCGCCUCACAAGCCCCACCCGCACGAGCUGGUGGGGAAAGACUGCAAACAUGGCUACUAUGAGGCAGACUUGCAGGAGAGACGAGUACACAGUUUUCAGAACCUGGGCAUUCAGUGUGUGAAGAAAAAGGAUGUGAACGAAGCAGUUUCCUGUAGACUGCAGACCCAAAACAACCCCUUUAACAUUCCCGAGGCGAAGGUGUGGGAGGAGGAGUUUGACCUGAAUGCAGUGAGGCUUUGUUUCCAGGCCUCGAUUACUCUACCUACCGGUGAACUCCACCCUCUGGAGCCCGUGGUGUCUCAGCCCAUCUACGACAACAGAGCACCCAACACAGCAGAAUUGAAGAUCUGUCGAGUGAACAGAAACUCUGGGAGCUGCAGAGGAGGGGAUGAGAUCUUCCUACUCUGUGACAAAGUGCAAAAAGAGGACAUCGAGGUACGGUUCUUCCAGGACUCGUGGGAGGGGAAGGGCACCUUCUCCCAGGCGGACGUCCACAGGCAGGUAGCCAUCGUGUUCCGUACCCCGCCCUUCUACAACACCAACCUGACCGAGCCAAUCAGAGUGAAGAUGCAGCUCCGCAGGCCCUCGGACCGCGAGGUCAGCGAGCCAAUGGACUUCCAAUUCCUGCCCUCUGACCCAGAUGAAUAUAGACUGAUAGAUAAGCGAAAACGGACAGAGGGAAUGUUCCAGAAUCUGAAGCUGGGGUCCAUAUCAGGGGCCAUGCCAGCAGAGAGGCCUUUCAACACUGCCAGAAGAACAGUCACUGCCAAGCUAGCAGCUAGCCAGCCUGUGAACCCAGUGGCGCCCCCUCGUGCCGCCUCUGUGAAGCCCCAGCCCUACUACAACAGCCCCCAGCCUGGCCAGCUGUUCCAACCCCAGCCCAAAGCAGAGCCCUCCUCCACUCCAGCAGAGACCUGGAAGUUCCUCAACAGCCUGACCUUGGACUCCCAACACAAAGCCACCCCCGUGGCCCGAUUCACCACCAACCCCCAGGCAUCUGCAGCCACCUCACAGGCCUUCCCCACCGUCAACCUCUCGGACCUCCACGGCUUCACCUUCUCCACCUUCGCUAGUCCCCAGGAGCCAGUGAGCGCAGCCGCUACCCCAGAGCCCACCUCUACCUUUGUCCAGGAUUCUCAGUUCAGGGUGGAUGGCCCCAUGGUGGAUGAGGAGCUACCCGAGUUCCCCAGCUUCUCUGAGGUCCACCAGUCAGGGACACUAGAUAGCAUAAACAUCGACGACUUCCAGGCUAUGCUGGUCCAGAGUGGUCUGGCUGGAGAGGGGCCAGGGAACAGUAGGGUGUCGGUCUCUCAGGCACCCUGCCACUUACCUGCCACCAACCCUGUGGUCAACAACAGCUGUGGCGGCAGCACCUGGAUGAACUACCCCAACAGCAUCGUGAACCUGCUCCAGAGUGAGGGCAUGAUCGACAGCUCUCCUGGCAACUCCAACCAGCCGGCCGUCCUCGACGACCUGGACGUCUUCAGCUCCAUGGACGAAGACCGUCUCAUGUCCAUCCUGAACAGUGGCAACCAGGCCGGUUUCGUGUCCGGACAUCAGACUUAGAGACCUCUGUGAUUUUACAGAUAUUUUUACUGCAAUACUACUCUUCUGUCCCCUUGCCUUUUGAGACCCAGCUCCCUUCCAACCAAACUUCCCUUGUACUUGUUAUUCUAAUGGACUACAAAGAAAAUACAUUUGGCUGGCUGAUCAAGAAUCAGAUGAUGGUGCUGUUUGCUCUCUUCUCUAUGUGGAUUGUGGACAUGUUAAUUAGGACAGCUGCAGAACCCUGCCUGUACUCGGAACAGAGUGAAUAUGAGAGAGGGCUACAGGGAACCCCUGGUAACUGCCAGUUUGUGGGCAAUCGCAAGACCCAAGGAUUUGUCACUUUUUGUCAACCCCUAAAGAUACACCUCCACUGGGUUGUGUAUAAACCCAGGCUUGUAUCUAGUCUCCAAAGACAGUGGUAUUCACUCCUGGUCCCUAAGAACUUCAUGGUUUGAAAUGUGUCUUCUUGAAUCAUUGUCAAAGUCUGGACUGGAUAGUCCAGGACCCGGUUUCCCGAUAGCAAUGGAACUUAGGCAUCUUUCCUACAACGCCUGAAGAUGUAACUUACAGAGUACAAAAAACAUUAAGGACACCUGCUCUUUCCAUUACAUAGCCCAGGGAUAUUCAACUCUUACCCUACGAGGUCCAGAGCCUGCUGGAUUUCCUGUUCACCUGAUAAUAAUUGCACACACCUGGUGUCCCAGGUCUAAAUCUCUCCCUGGUUAGAGGGGAACAAUGAAAAAAAAUGCAGUGGCACUGGCUUUGAGGUACAGAGUUGACCAGGUGAAAGCUAUGAUCCCUUAUUGAGGUCACUUGUUAAAUCCACUUUAAUCAGUGUAUGAAAGGAAGGGGACAGGUUAAAGAAGGAUUUUUAAGCCUUGAGACAUGGAUUGUGUAUGUGUGUCAAUCAGAAGGUGAAUGAGCAAGACAAGAUUUCAGUGCCUUUGAACGGGGUAUGGUAGUAGGUGCCAGACGCACCGGUUUGUGUCAAGAACUGCAACGUGGCUAGGUUUUUCACACAAGUUUCCCGUUUGUAUCAAGAAUGGUUCACCACCCAAAUAAAAUCCAGCCAACUUGACACAACUGUGCUGUCAAGUUGGAGACGUGCCAGGAUCCCUGUGGAACGCUUUCGACACCUUGUAGAGUCCAUGCCCCGACAAAUUUUCACUCGAAAACCAUUGUCUGUAUCAAGGCCUUUUGGGAUGACACGUGGUUGUUCUCCAAAUAAGAAUCAAAAUGAUUGCUCUGUCAUCUAUUAUAUUGUGCUUGUUUGUGUGCUAUAUGUUUUGUUGGACUCGAAGAAUAUCAGAAGAUUCCGAUUUUUACCAGAAAUCGGGUCAUAAUAUUAACCUUGGCUUUCACAGCUUGUCAUUGAGAACUUAUAAAUUUGUAUGUGAAAGGGAAAAUAUUUCUCAAAAAGGGAAUCAUUUUUGCAAGCACAAAAUAAGUUCUCAGUUUAGCUACGCAAUCUAACAACCAAUGAAAAUCCUUAAAAUUGUUGGUCAUCUACUUCAUGUGUGAAAUUCAUUCCACGGAGGGCCGAGUGGCUGUGGGUUUUCGCUCCUCCCAUGUACUUGAUUGACGAUUUAAGGUCACUAAUUAUUAAGGAACUCCCCUCACCGGGUUGUCGAGGUCUUAAUUGAAAUAAAAAAAUAAACUGCAGACACUUGGCCCUCCGUGGAAUGACUGACAUCCCUGAUGUAGAUGAUUGAGGCAGAUGUCUAUGCAUUACAACCAUUCAAUUUUAAUUGGAAUAGUUUAUUACUAGCCUAUAGGGUAGGUAGUGUAAUAUCACCGUACUAUAAAGCAAGACAAGAAUACAUUGAAAUGACAACGUGCUUAGGCUUUAGAUCACGUGUCAAGUUCAUUCCACAGAGGGCCGAGUGUCUGCGGGUUUUCGCUCCUUCCUUGACGAAUUAAGGUCACUAAUUAGUAAGGCACUGCACUCACCUGGUUGUCUCGGUCUUAAUUUAAAGGAAAAGCCAGCAGCCCUCAAUGGAAUGAGUGACACCCCUGCCUUAGGUGAUGAUAUGCGCGAUAUAGUACUCACCUUGGUGACAUAUCUAAAAUGUUAUGUACAGUUUUACCAUGUUAACACCUAAGUAUAACUUGUCACUGUAAUUUUCAAUACAUCUUUGGAACAGGAAGGAUAUUGUUUAUAGAUGUCAGAAAUGAAGCAGAUGCACUGAUAUGAUUAGUGAAAAAGAUUUGUUAGUUGAGUCGGUAUCUCAAAUAUCAUUUCCGCCCGUCAAUUAUGCUCAUUCACAGUGUAGUUUGCUUUAAGGUCAGUGUGAUACCAUUACAUUUUGCGGUAUGGUAUAUGAACUUCGGCUGCAGUUCAUUUUACAUCAAAUAAAACAUGUUUAAACCAUAA